This is a messenger RNA of Cariama cristata (Red-legged seriema), 3990 nucleotides long. It is a transcript of the gene COBLL1, whose product is annotated as cordon-bleu WH2 repeat protein-like 1. Bases 144 to 3497 code for a protein of 1117 amino acids. The transcript has 14 exons. Lineage: Eukaryota; Metazoa; Chordata; Aves; Cariamiformes; Cariamidae. The record is from RefSeq and is a predicted model, not a curated record. Gene Ontology annotation, molecular function: actin monomer binding.
CUCAUUACACAGUCGUCUUUUGCAGUGCUGCUCUGGACCUUGUUUGCUCGUCAUUAAGAAAAUCUAAAGCGCCACCUCCUCCAUCUGAAACAAAACCCAUUGCUGUUUCUCCAUUUGAUGACACAGAAUCAGCAAACCUCAUCAUGGAACAGAAAGAGAAUGUAAUCGAUAAAGAUAUUGAACUAUCAGUGGUCCUGCCAGGAGAUGUGAUCAAGUAUACUACAGUUAACGGGAGGAAGCCCACGAUGGACUUGCUGAUUUUUCUCUGUGCACAGUAUCAUUUAAAUCCAUCAAGUUAUACUAUAGAGUUGGUAUCAGCAGAAAAUAGCCAGAUUAAAUUCAAACCCAACACACCAGUGGGAAUGCUUGAAGUGGAAAAGGUGAUUGUAAAGCCAAAACAAAUGGAUAAGAAGAAACCUGCUCCGAUCAUACCAGAGCAAACAGUAAGGGUAGUGAUAAACUACAAGAAGACACAGAAGACGGUAGUAAGAGUUAGUCCACAUUCACCCCUUCAAGAACUCAUACCAAUUAUCUGUAGUAAAUGUGAGUUUGAUCCUUCGCAUACUCUGCUGUUGAAGAAUUACCAAUCUCAAGAACCCCUUGAUGUGACAAAAUCUCUUAAUGACCUUGGACUAAGAGAAUUAUACGCCAUGGAUAUCAGUCGAGCCACAUCACCAGUUGAUUUAAAUUUACCAUCUUUGCAAGACACCUACCAAUCUGAAAACUUAGAUGUUCUGAAGGAGAAAGAAAACAAAGGAUUUUUCAGCUUUUUUCAACGAAGCAAGAAGAAAAGAGAACAAACUGCCAGUGCCCCAGCAACUCCCUUGAUGAGCAAGCCAAGGCCAACAUUUAUCAUGAGAUCUAACACUGUUAGCAAGCAGUAUGAUUCGAACACUCUGCCAUCUGAAAUGCCGAAGAAACGAAGAGCUCCUUUACCGCCUAUGCCAAAUUCUCAGAGUGCUCCCCAGGAACUUGCACAAGCCCAAGUCAGACCAGCGUCUAACAUUGUGAAAUCUAACAGCCUUGAUAGGAAUGAUCAGGCCCCUCCGGGGUUAGUACGGAAAGGUUCUCUGCCACUUAGUGACACAGUUUCCAUGAACUCGUCUCUACGGAGGAUGAAGCGCAAAGCACCCUCACCACCCUCUAGAGCACCAGAAGAUCAAAGUGAAAGCAGUAAUGAGACUGUAACAGAGUCAACAGAAUCAGCCCCUAUUAAAGUGGAAGAAGGAGCCACCAAAAUGCAGUCUGAAACAGGUGUAAAGAGCUCAGAAUACAACCUGGAAGAAAUUGAUGAAAGGGAAGAGAUGAGUGUGCAACAGAGAGAGGACAGCGAAAGUACAAACCCCUCUCUUGGGAUAGGAGAGGUUACUGCAGCCUUCAGCUCUGCUGAGGUACCACUGAAAACUGAAAAAAAUGAUCCUGCUUCAUCAGCUCCAGUUCCUGGCAGUGCUUAUGUAGACAACUCGCAAAGCUUCAAGGAAGAAAAACAAGAAAAUAUGAGCACAGAUGGCAAAGGACUACAGACUAAGAUAAGCAGUGAGCAAGCUGCAUUUGAAAAAGACAGGAAGCUUAGAAUUUUGGAUCAAAAUAAAACGGAUGUUAAAGAUCACAGUGAUACAAAACUCCUUCCAACAACAGAAGAAGGGAAAGAACUUCAGACAGCCGAAAUUAAAACAGUAGAUUUUAGAGAAAAUAAGCUUGAAGUUGACAGACUAUCAAACUGCCAGGCAUGUAAAAAUGACAUCUCUGUAAGUCACAGGAAUUAUCCUCAACUGAUUCCAGAAAAGCAAGAUCAGAAAACAGAUCAAACCAGCUUGGACACAGUAAAAACUCAGGAUGUUGCAAUCCAGACAGGUCCAUUGGAUAACAAUUUGGGAAGGACUACACAGAAAGAAAUCAUUGUUCCUCAGACUUGUGAAUCAUCCACGUUCAGAGGACUGGUCCCUCCACACAACACAGAUACAAACAACCCCCUUCUUCAGGUGAUGCAUGGAAUGCAAGAGGAUGAAGAUAAUUUAGCAAAACAAAAUCUUGAGAGACAAGAAGUUACCCAUGAAAAAGUAAUUCCCAUUAAAGAUCAGAGUCACGUUUGUAUAAGUGGCAGUAAUUUUGCUUCACCAGAAACAACUGAAAAAACUGCAGAUGACUCUCCUGUAAAAGGUCACCCUCUUUAUAGACAGGACACCAAACCUAAACCCAAGCCCGCUAAUGAAAUUACAAGGGAUUACAUACCAAAAAUUGGAAUGACUACUUAUAAAAUAGUGCCUCCAAAAUCCUUAGAAAUAAUGAAGAUUUGGGAAUCGGAAAUUCCAUCAGAUCAUAAGGAUCAAGAGAGAUCUACUUUGGAAAAUUCUCUGAAGCAUGAAGACCCCAAAGAAUUCAUAGUGCAAGCUGAAAUUCCUCACUUUCCCAAAGGUGUGGGUCAUUUACAGGUUGGUUCACAAAAUGAACCUGCAGCAGCAAAUGAUCUGGUCCACAGAGUGAAUAGCAUUUCUGAAUGUGUUAUGGCGUCUGGAGGUGAGGUUGCUACUGAGAGGAAUCAGAUGGAAACAGAGUCUUCCAAACAGCAUGUCCCACUGAGGCUAAGUGUGGAUAAUACAAAUUCUUCUUGUGAGACUCAGGACAAGUCAAAUGCAUUAAGUCCUACAAUGAAGCCUAGUUCUUUUUAUCUGCAGAUGCAACGAAGAGCUUCAGGUCAUUAUGUGACAUCUGCAAUUGCCAGAAGUACCGUGUGUGCUCCUAAUUCCAUUCAAAAUGAAGCUAAGAAUACAGAGAUGGGAAAAAAAAUCUCAUCACCUGAUCCAACUUCUUUGUCUUUACAUAAAACAAGUACUUCCUCUCCUCCAGCAGAUGAAGAAAAAGUUGAUGAUGGAAAAAAAAUUGAAUCCUUCACUUCCCCUGUUAAAAGCAAUAAACCUUCAAGUUUUCCCUCCUGUCCUCCAGCACCAUUGAACCUAAGAACUCUAAGAACUUUUGCAGUUCCAAAGCCGUACUCCAGUUCGAGACCAUCCCCUUUUGCUCUUGCUGUCUCAUCUGCAGUCAAAAGGUCACAGUCUUUCAAUAAGUCACGUACAAUCACUAGCCAGGCACCAAGAGAGGAAUUUCCCGUUGAACUUUCCUCUCCCACUUCGGCAGCUGAGUUCUCCUCAGCUACCUCCGUGCCUCAAGUGAAAAACCCUUCCUUACAGACCAUAACAGGGGGGUCACAAAAUAGUCUAAUGGAUAAGAAAGACAGCAAUGUGAAUAGUGAGCAGAAGAGUCAGGGGCAGUCAGAUGCUUCCACUGACCACCCACCCCCUGUCACUAAGAGACAAACCGCAAUGACGUUCCAGCGCUCUGACCCAGAACAGAUCCACCAGAGCUUGCUGGCUGCAAUCCGCUCUGGAGAAGCUGCUGCCAAAUUGAAAAGGGUUGGUCCUCCAUCAAACACCAUAUCUGUCAAUGGAAGAGCCAGGCUUACUCAUUUGCAUUCCACAGAGGCAAAAGCUAAUCACUAGAUAUUAUACCAAAUAUUUUGCACUUUACUACUGCUUCACAGGCCAACUUAAUACUAACUACAAUUUUUGAAAGUGUAAAUGCAAGUAUAUGUUAAUAUAUUUUUGUCAAUUGUUGUAGGAAUUUCAAGCUGUGUCCUUUUAUGCCUUGGAAAGAUUAUUAGAAUAUGUAAAUUAUUAUAAUAUUUUGCCUUUUUCUCUUUAUACAGCUGACUAUGCUGCUAAAAAGGUUUAAGAGAAGGUGCAGAUGAGCUUUGCUUAUAUUAAAAUGAGAAUCAAAAAUUCUUGAUUUUAGCCUUCAAGACUGAACAAUAUGUAGCACUGUGCUGAAAUUAGAGAUUUAAAGCAAUCUAAGAAUUUUAAAUCAUUAAUUUUCAGUUGUGUAUUACUUUAACAAACAGAUUGUAUGAAUUUAAAUCUACCACAUGCUGCCUCCAUAUUACUUUGUUAAAUUAAAUUUAUAAUUAGUUGAAAAUCUUAAUUAUAUGCAAUGCUU